AGACGGCGCCGAGGAGUCGCCGCCCCGGUCCCGCCGCCGGGCCAGUACCCCGAGGCCGCGGCCGCAGCGCCGAGUUCUCUCGCAUGGGGUGCUGACAGCCAUGGAGGGCUACCGGGGCUUCCUGGGGCUGCUGGUGUCUGCGCUGCUCGUGGGCUUCCUGUCCGUGAUCUUCGUGCUCGUCUGGGUCCUGCACUUCCGAGAGGGGCUUGGCUGGGACGGCGGCGCGCUCGAGUUUAACUGGCACCCGGUGCUCGCGGUGACCGGCUUCGUCUUCAUCCAGGGCAUUGCCAUCAUCGUGUACAGAUUGCCAUGGACCUGGAAGUGCAGCAAGCUCCUAAUGAAAUCCAUCCAUGCGGGGUUAAAUGCUGUGGCUGCCAUCCUCGCCAUCAUCUCCGUAGUGGCCGUGUUUGAUUACCACAAUGUCCGAAAUGUCCCCCAUAUGUACAGUCUGCACAGCUGGGUUGGACUGACGGCUGUCAUUCUUUACGUCCAACAGCUUGUCCUAGGCUUUUUGAUCUUUCUGCUCCCAUGGGCUCCGCUGUCUCUCCGGGCAGUCGUCAUGCCCAUACAUGUGUAUUCUGGACUUCUCCUCUUUGGAACAGUGAUUGCAACAGUCCUCAUGGGAGUGACAGAGAAGCUGUUUUUUGCCCUGAAAAAUCCUUCAUACCAUUCAUUCCCACCAGAGGGGGUUUUCACAAAUACCCUGGGCCUUCUGAUUCUGGUUUUUGGAGCCCUCAUCUUCUGGAUUGUCACCAGACCACAGUGGAAACGUCCCAGAGAACCCGGCACUAUCCUUCUUCAGCCAAACGGAGGCACGGAGGGGAUGGAAGGCGCCAUAGCAAUAAGUUCCAGCCACAGCCCAGACUCAGCAGAUGCAGAGUUAAGCAGCGAGGGGGCAGCCAGGAAAAGAACCCUCGGCCUUGAUGAUGCUGGCCAGAGAUCCACCAUGUGAAAUGUACAGCCAUGUACCUUCUCUCCCAAAGCCAGCCCUACAAUUCAGCUUUUCCUGCCUAGCCAUAGGUGACUUGGGUUCAUAGUGCCAAUGUAUGUGGUCACCAGGGAGGAUUUCCUGAGAGCGACUGUAUCGUGAGGCCUGUGAACUUACCAAAUGUAAAGGACAUGAUCAAUGUAAGUUGUGAUUGUUUCCUCUGUAUUCUUGAGGAUCCGAGCAUCGGACACACCUGCCAGUGGCUUUGUUUGCUGAGCUAACAGCACCCUUGGCUUCUUGCUAUGCUCCAUUAAUUCUGGGAGUCCAGCAAUUUCAGAACAAGGUAGAACCAGUCCUAACUUUUAAAAUAAGAUCACAGAUACCUGGAAUAAUGUUUGAACCCUUAUGCCACACAACUACUGUGAGUAAAACUGUUGGGGGGAGUGGCACUUUAGGAAAAUAAUUAAUUCCCUUUUCCCCAUGGUGGCUCUCUGUUCCCUCUCCAGCUAAUUUGGGCUCACCUGGGCCCUGAACAUGAGAGUAUUCAUGAGGGUAUUAUGGAGCAGUUGCUGGAUCAAAGACAGCUAAAGAGAUCUCUGGUUAGACCUGGAAGAUUUUCUUAUACUCAGCCCAGUGCCUAGACUUCCAGGAACUGGUCACUUCACAGUUCAGCUGAACCUCUUGCAAUGCAAACACGCCUGAGCUCAAGUCAAAAGAACCUCUCUGCAUCCACACACCGUGACGAACACUUUCCAUCAAGUUUCUGUUUUACUUUCCAAAGUGCUGCCUUGGCUCUUACUAUGUGCAAGCCACUCUCCUACUAGGCACUCUACGGUCUCCAGACAGAUGUUGUAGACAGGUAUUGCUACUAGCUCCCUUUUUAGGGGAAAGAUCUGAAGCUUGGAAAGGUUAGUAACUUGGCCCAACAUCACAUAACUCUUAAGCUGAUGGAACUGACAUUCAAACCCUGGCAGUCUGGCUCCUCUGUCCGUGAUCCUACAUUUCACUAUGCUCCUUUCCCAUUUACACUACUUGGCAGCACUGUGCUCCACCCCUGAAUAAAGUCACUGAGAGGAGUUGUUACAGGACACUGCCUUACCCUUGGUCCACUUCCAAGGGGACCCUUUAGAGAGUGGGAAAGGCGCCAUAAAGUUUUAGCCAAAAACCUUGGGGCCUCAGCCACUAUGAACAAGCCAGAGCCUGCCUCGAUGCCCUUUUAAUCUUAACAGGGCAUCUAUCUGUCUUGCUGACAGGAAGACCUAGGCUAGGACACGCACAGCCUUCAAGAUUAAGUCAUUACAGUGCAGGUUCCUCACAGUCUCAGCUGCUGUCCUUUCCUGGGGCCAUAGGCAGGUUCUUUCCUGAGUUUUGUGGAAUUUGGAGUUCUUAGUAGAGAACUGAAUUCAGAGAUGAUGAUAUUUGAUGUGAUUAGACUUGUCUCAGCUCUGAGCUCUGAGGGAAACCUGCGGUAGUAACUACAGAAACGAUGCCUCAUGGAGAUUGGUAUAUUUUUAUUUCUGCUCUACCUUCUGAUUGUGACACUUGGGCAUGGAUGUGUGAGCUUGUAGUUCAGGCUGCUUGAGAAACUGAUAUCCAAGGGUCAGUUCAAAGCCAGCCUGGGCAACAUAGUGAACCCUUCUCUUGGGUUCUCUAGAAACCCAAGUUGGCCCCCCUCUUCCUGUUCUGAAGGUGAUCUUGAACAUGUGGCCUUGCCUUCACUUCCCAAAUGCUGGGUUACAGGCAUGUGCAGGCCACAAGUUACCAUGUCUUAGCACAGCUCUGUCUUUCAAGUAAAAUAUAAAGAUAAAGCAAAGUACAAGAAUUUUAAUAUGGAGAAAAAAACUUGUAGUUUACAGUAAAAUAUACGUUACUUCAUAGUGAAAAUCCUUUUAGGUAAAAUGAUCAUUUUCAUAGCCGGGUGUGAUGGCACACACCUUUGAUUCCAGCACUUGGAGGCAAAGGCAGGUGGAUCUCUGAGUUCAAGACCAGCCUUGUCUACAGAACGAGUUUCAGGACAGACAGGGCUGUUACACAGAGAAACCCUGUCUCAAAAACAAAAUAAAACAAAACAAAAAUAUGGUUAUUUCCAAAGACCACGUACAACUCAGUCUAUCAGAGCUCUUAAACUUCAGAAUUCCCUCAAUGCGUCAUUGCUUUCUUCUUAAUUAAUUCUAUUUCCAAAACUGGUUAACAGCAUCAGAAGGACUAUGAGUGACCAACCCAAGGUCACUCCAGCUAGAUGAAGAGUUCGGGCCAGCCUGGGAUACAUGAUACCUUUUUCAGAAGUCCAAUAAAUAAAUAAAGUUCAUAUGUGUGCUAAGUAGGAGUAAUUACAUGCUUACACAAAGCAGUUUGCUAAAUGAUGAUUCACCAUAAAGAGCUGGGUCAGAUCCUGGGGUUAUUUUGGUGGGGGGAGAAUGGGAGGCUCGUAACUGAGCCCCAAGAAUCAUGGCUGCCUUUCCUUUCCUUGAAGGCCCCCAGAGGCUAUCAGUGCAAGGCUAAUUACGAGGCACUAGAAUAGCUCCACUGCAAGUAUUAGAGCACCCCUCAUCUCAGCCCCUAUUUCCUCUCAAGUGGGCUAAUGUGAGGGUAAUAUUAUAGGCACCACUUUCCUUUCUUCUCCAGCUUUUAUGAAAGGAUACAUAGCACAAUAUAUCGAAAAGAUCUUUCUAUUUGAGACUCUUCUUUUAAUGGGCUCUUUAUUCCAAUGAUAAUUAUACCUUUAUCUUUCAAAAGCUGAUGUUUCCUACCUAAAGCAUCUCCCCCCAAAAAUAUCACAUUAAAAAGUCUGCAAAGAAUAGAGGAGAAGAAAGCCUUGGGUAUCAAUUCCAAACAGUGAUUGAAACCUCCCAAAAUAAUUAUAGCUUAUAUCCUCUACAGAGAUUAUCUGGCUUGGCUUACCCCAUAAUCUAAUUUCAGGGAAGAAAGCUUUAUUUCACCACUGAUCUACGUCGACAUGAAAGCCUUCUCUUUCCCAGGGCUUGGCGAGAAAUCCAAAUGAAUAUACUAUAUUGAAUUAAUGUCAUCAAAAGUGUACAGCUUUCCUGUGCUUCUGUCAAACAGAGCCUGUUCUCCACAGCACUGUCUUCCCGUUAGCAGUGGGGUUUUCUUUGAAUCUGUGCACUUAGAAUGGAAUGAUAGAUUAAGGCAAGCAUACUUUUUAAGGUCUGGUGACAAGUAGUUUCUGUUUUCUAAAGGACAACAGCGUAAAUUGUAUGUCUCAUGUUAAUUAGGCUUUCUUCCCUGCGGAGCUGGAAGCCUCAGUGCACACGCACUGACCUCGGCUACACAUAGAAAACACAAAGGAGGAAUUCGUGUCUUAUGCCAAUUUUAGUUGUAAUAUGAUAGAAUAUUUAGCUUUAGAUGUCCAUCUUUCUUUCUUCUUUUUUGAUAACUCCAACAGGAAAUUUCUAUAACUUCUAGGUCUAAUAAGAAUGCAGAGGAGAAAAUGGCUGUUCCUUGUUUAUGCUAGCUACCUGAACACUUUAAGUGCGAAAUAAUGUUAUCUAUAAAUUUGUCUUUUCAUCUCAGUAUGUUGAUGGAAAAGUAUUAUCUUGACUAUUUUAUAAUUUUGUAGGGAAUAUAUGUAUCUAUUUUUCUCGACCUUUAAUCUAGCAAUAAAAAGUGACUUGUAAGCUU
This is a messenger RNA of Phodopus roborovskii (desert hamster), 4567 nucleotides long. RefSeq names its product plasma membrane ascorbate-dependent reductase CYBRD1. The transcript is spliced from 4 exons. The record is from RefSeq and is a predicted model, not a curated record. Gene Ontology annotation, cellular component: lysosomal membrane. Bases 101 to 952 code for a protein of 283 amino acids. Gene Ontology annotation, molecular function: oxidoreductase activity. NCBI's taxonomy places the organism in Eukaryota, Metazoa, Chordata, Mammalia, Rodentia, Cricetidae.